This is a messenger RNA of Antrostomus carolinensis (chuck-will's-widow), 636 nucleotides long. It is a transcript of the gene FCF1, whose product is annotated as FCF1 rRNA-processing protein. NCBI's taxonomy places the organism in Eukaryota, Metazoa, Chordata, Aves, Caprimulgiformes, Caprimulgidae. The annotation marks the transcript as partial. The record is from RefSeq and is a predicted model, not a curated record. Gene Ontology annotation, cellular component: small-subunit processome. The transcript is spliced from 5 exons.
CCCCCAGCAUCCUUCUUGUUUGUUCUUCCAGUAUAAUACCCAGUUGGGCCCCCCUUAUCACAUACUGGUUGACACUAACUUCAUCAACUUCUCCAUCAAGGCCAAGCUGGACCUAGUGCAGUCAAUGAUGGACUGUCUCUAUGCCAAGUGUGUUCCGUGCAUCACAGAUUGUGUGAUGGGUGAAAUUGAGAAGUUAGGACAGAAGUACCGUGUGGCCUUAAGAAUUGCCAAGGACCCUCGGUUUGAACGCUUGCCAUGUAUGCACAAAGGAACCUACGCAGAUGACUGCUUGGUACAGAGGGUCACUCAGCACAAAUGUUACAUCGUGGCCACAGUGGAUAAAGAGCUCAAGCGGAGAAUACGAAAAAUCCCCGGAGUGCCCAUAAUGUAUAUUUCCAGGCACAGAUACAAUAUUGAGAGGAUGCCAGAUGAUUACGGAGCUCCUCGGUUCUAACCUGUCCAGCCAAGCCAGGACUGAGCCAGGAUAACUGUCCUCAUGUUUCCAACCCUCCUGCUUUCCUUUUUGCUGGGACUCUGCUCAUAGCACUGCAGGUAACAUUGGACUGAGUUCAUAACCUUGAUCUUCUAAGAAAAAGCUGUUUGAAGAGUCUGUUUUUAUGAACCCUUGUUCUGACU